Messenger RNA from Podarcis muralis (Common wall lizard), 2949 nucleotides. NCBI's taxonomy places the organism in Eukaryota, Metazoa, Chordata, Lepidosauria, Squamata, Lacertidae. The record is from RefSeq and is a predicted model, not a curated record.
AUGGUCUCGGUUAAACUGGGGAGCCGCUUAGUAAAUUUCAUGAUUGAUACUGGGGCGCAAUUUUCGGUGCUCACGAAGCCGUUAAAAGCAAAAAGCAACCAAGCAGUGACAAUUGUGGGGGCCACAGGCAACCAGGUCCUUAAACCAUUUCUGCAACCUCAAGAAUGCCAGAUUGGGGGAAAAACCCUUACACAUCAAUUUCUGUAUGUGCCUGAAUGCCCAAUCCCCUUGCUGGGACGUGACUUUCUAUCAAAGGUUCAAGCACAGAUUACAUUCACCCCAAAAGGGGCAGAAAUGAAAUUACCCCAGGCUGCAUCGGGGAUAGUCACGGUAGAAGUGCCUAGGGAACAGGCAUGGAAAAUGAUGGUGGCUUUAUCAAGUAAAGACUCUCAAAAGGAAAUUUCACAGAUUCCUAAAAAUCUGAGAGCCCCACCUGGAGUAUGGGCGGAGGACAACCCACCAGGCAUGGCAAAGAAUAUAGCCCCAUUCAUAAUAAACUUAAAGCCAGGGGCAAAGCCAAUAGCAACUCGACAAUAUCCAAUCCCAAGACAAGCAGCAGAGGGAAUGCAGAUGCAUAUAGACAAGUUUUUGCAAUAUGGGCUUUUGGUAAAGUGCCAGUCCAGCUGGAACUCUCCACUUUUUCCAGUGCGCAAGCCAAAUUCAGAUCAGUUUCGCCCAGUCCAAGAUCUGAAAAGGAUUAAUAAUUUAAUACAGACUCUGCAUCCAUGUUUGCCCAAUCCUUACAAUCUCCUAGGAUUAAUUCCAUCAGAGGCAACUGUGUUUACAGUGUUGGACUUAAAAGAUGCAUUUUUCUGUUGCCGUGUUGCCUCCCAGAGUCAGCCCAUAUUUGCAUUCCAAUGGGAGGAUCCUUACAAGGGGACAAAAACCCAAUUAACAUGGACAAGGUUGCCCCAGGGCUUUAAGAAUUCGCCAACACUUUUUGGAACAGCCCUUGCCCAGGAUUUGUCUAAAUUCCCUUCAGUGCCUGGGAAAACAGUUCUUCUUCAGUUUUUGGAUGAUUUGUUGCUUGGAUGUGAUAGCUAUAAGACUUGUAAAAAGGCCACAGAGGAUUUGCUUUAUCUCCUUUGGGAAGCAGGAUACAAGGUGUCUCGGAAAAAGGCACAAAUUUGCCAAGAGACAGUGAAAUAUUUGGGUUUUCACAUUUCUCACCAGCAGAGGGCGUUGGGAUCCGAAAGGAAGGAAGCCAUUUGUGUCAUUAAGGAACCCACAAGCCGCAGGCAAUUGCGGGGGUUUUUGGGGGCUGCAAGUUUUUGCCGUAUUUGGAUCCCUGAUUUUAGCACCCUAGCAAAGCCUCUAUAUGAAAGCACAAAAGGCAGAGAGAAUGCUCAUUUCGAAUGGCAUGCAGAGCAAAGGAAAGCUUUCAAUACGCUAAAAUCUAAACUGAUGCAGGCUCCAGCCUUAGCUUUGCCAGACCCAGGAAAAGUUUUUUUUCUUUUCGUUCAUGAGAAAUCUGGAAUUGCAGCAGGGGUCUUGACUCAAGUAUUGGGAAGUUGGAAAAGACCUGUAGCUUAUUUGUCAGAGCAACUUGAUGCAGUGGCGAAAGGAUGGCCACCUUGUAUGCGAUCAGUAGCUGCAACAGCCCUAUUGGUUAAAAAGGCAUUUAAAUUCACCUUUGGACAGGAGAUUUAUGUGAAUGUGCCUCAUGCUGUGUUGACAUUAAUGGAAUACAAAGGAAGUUAUUGGCUUUCCAACGAGCGCAUGGCAAAUUACCAAGGGCUUUUGUGUGGUAACCCACAAGUACAUUUGCAAGUUGUAAACACCUUGAACCCCGCUUCUUUGUUACCCCUUCCUGAGUCAGUGGAUCAUGAACCUCAUGAUUGCAUUCAAGUAAUGGACACAAUUUACUCUAGCUGUCCAGAUUUGCAGGAUGAGCCUUUAAAAGACCCAGACGUAGAAUAUUUCACAGAUGGAAGCAGCUUUGUGAAGGAGGGGCAGAGGAGAGCAGGAUAUUCUGUGGUUACUCUAACUGAUGUCAUUGAAGCGCAGGCUCUGCCAGUUUCGUCUUCAGCGCAAAAAGCGGAACUUGUGGCUUUAACCAGAGCACUUCAGCUAGCAGCUGGAUGUAGCGUGAACAUCUACACAGACUCAAAGUUUGCUUUUUUAACAUUACAUGCCCACGGAGCCUUGUGGAAGGAAAGGGGGCUCAUUGGGGCAGAAGGGAAAGCGCUGAAAUAUGGCCCGGAAUUAGAAGCGCUUUUGGAAGCUGUGUGGGCUCCGAGAAAGGUUGCGGUCAUACAUUGCCGAGGCCACAGCAAAGGAACCACAAAGACAGCUAAGGGAAAUCAAUUCGCAGAUCUGACUGCAAAACGGGCAGCAUUGCUGCCACCGCCAAAUGCCUCUAUAACAGCAUCUCUUCUUCCUACAGCAGUUGAUUUAGAGCAAAUAAAGCCCAUCUACACGGAGGCAGAACAGGAAUGGGCCCAACAGGAAGGGGGAUACAGAAUGCCACCACAGGAUGGAUGGUUUAUCCUUCCAGACCAGCGAGUAUUUGUCCCAGAAGCCUUAGGCAGGAACAUAGUGAAACAAUAUCAUGAGUCCACUCACUAUGGGGCCACGGCAUUGCGGGAAAGCCUGAAUAGGCAAUUUUACAUAACCAGGAUAUCACAGCUGGCUGAAGCAGUAUCACGCGCAUGCCUUCUGUGUGCAAAGAACAACCUAAAGCAAGGCCCAGUUCCUCCACCAGGAAUACAGCAAACAGGCUUAAUGCCAAUGGAGAAUUUUAUAGUAGAUUUUACGGAAAUGCCAAAGGCAAAAGGAUAUAAGGCACUUCUGAUCUUCACAUGCUCUCUUACAGGUUGGCCUGAAGUCUAUCCUACUAGAACAGAGAAGGCCCAGGAGGUUGUAAAACGCCUCUUAACAGAAAUCAUUCCAAGGUUUGGUCUACCAAGGUGCAUAGGCAGUGACAAUGGUCCAGCAUUGCAUCAAUAG